GUAGCUAGUACCGUACCUACUUGAGCGUCCGACAGGUCUGACAUCACCAGCUCCCGAGGCGCCACCAACUUCCUUUGCGUCGUCUUUCGCGCCAUCUUAAUAGUCGACAUGCUUCUCCCCCGAACAAACCAUAAAGAACCUAGACAAUAGCCGAGGCUAUCAUCUUAUACUAUUUUCGAUAACUAACCUUACCUACCUGCGAUGCCCGCGCAAUACUCGUCCGCCCUCCACCCUGGCGCUCGAGAUUCUCUCGAACUUGCCUCCUUAGCUUCUUCAAGUCACGGCCCCGACACCUACUCAGAUACAGACUCGAGACCAUCCAUAUCCUCUUCGCGUAGACUUUCGCUAGAACAAGAUGAUCCAUUAGAUCACAACAACCCUUUGGCCAGGUCCGGACCUGGUCAUGGCAGGACAUACUCUGUCACUUCUAAUUUCGACUAUGCUGCGAACCUUUUCCCCCUCUCUUCAUCUAACGCCCCCGGAUAUGCUCCCUUAGGCGCAUCAACAGCAGCCGCGCAACGGCACGGUGGGUUGGGGGGGCCUUCGUUAGAAAAACACAAGACUUUAACGUACUUGAAUGGGCUAGGUCUAAUCGUUGGGCUAAUAAUUGGUUCCGGUAUAUUCUCAACUCCGAGUCAAGUCAAUGUCAACGUUGGCUCGCCAGGUGCCUCAUUAAUUGUAUGGGCAAUAUCGGGUGUACUCGCCUGGACAGGCGCGGCAAGCUAUGCGGAACUUGGCGGUGCCAUUCCUCUGAAUGGAGGAGCGCAGGCUUACCUAUCCAAGAUCAUGGGCGAGCUAGCCGGUUUUCUAUUUACGUGGGUGGCUGUCCUUGUACUAAAGCCAGGUGGUGCUGCUAUUAUUGCCAUCAUUAUGGGCGAGUACCUCGUACGCGCCUUCAUCGGAGCCGAAGCUGAGACAGUAGACCCGUGGAUCAACAAGUGCGUGGGUCUUGUCGGACUGUUCCUCGUAACCUUUUUGAAUUGCGUGUCUACAAAGCUGGGGACUCGCGUAAACGACUUGCUUAUGUUCUUGAAAUUCAUCGCCUUGAUAGGCGUUACUAUAUGUGGGAUUGUGGUAGCCCUUACCGGGUUUUCUACUUCUGGCAGUGCCAACACGGACUGGAAAACCCACUCUUGGUUUGAAGGCACGAGUUCAGAUGGAAGUCAUUGGGCUGUUGCCUUAUACGCGGGACUCUGGGCUUAUGAUGGUUGGGAUAAUACCAACUAUGUAGUAGGCGAGUUUCGAAAUCCGUCAAGAGAUCUUCCGCGUGUAAUACAUACGGCCAUGCCUCUGGUGAUUAUUUGCUACCUUCUCGCCAAUUUCUCAUACUUCCUCGUUCUACCACAGGAUAUUCUCAAUUCCACCAAUACGGUUGCCGUUAUGUUCGGCAAUAAAGUAUUCGGCCCCAUUGGCGCGCUUAUCUUUGCGCUCAUUGUUAGUGCCUCAUGUUUUGGCGCUCUCAAUUCAUCCACCUUCACAAGCAGUCGACUUGUGUACGCUGCUGCCAAGGAGGGCUAUGUCCCAACCAUUAUCAGCCGCGUCGGUAUUGGCUCUCGCGAGCCUGGCAUGACGAGUAUGAGAUCGAGGAACUGGUUUUCCAAGCGAUUGCAUAGCAUAAUCGGCGACGAAGACACAGGGCUCUUCUUCACGCCGAUAAACGCCUUAGUAUUGAACGGUGUCUUAACUGCUACAUACGUCAUCGUCGGCGAGUUUGGGGAACUCAUCACAUUCUAUGGUGUUGCAGGGUACUCCUUUUAUUUCCUCACUGUUCUAGGGCUCAUUAUCCUACGAGUCAAGGAACCGCAUCUCGAAAGGCCUUAUAAGACCUGGAUUACGACACCGAUUAUAUUUUGCUGCGUGAGCUUGUUCCUACUUAGUCGAGCAGUAUUCGCCCAGCCAUUGAAGACCCUUAUUGUCGUCACAUUUGUUCUAUCGGGAAUACCGAUAUUCUUUUGGAGGAUACAAGGUCGCGAUCAGGUCUCCAAGCGGGAGAUCAGCUCUGGUAAUUCGGCGCCAGCCUGGAAGUUCUGGAAACGAUGGCGAAGCUGAAAAUUACGAUCAAACCAAUGACUCCAUGUUUGGGAUGGCGUUUUCGAUAACAUUUUCAGCAAUUGGACAUAGUAACAAAGCAUUGCGAGUGAGCAUAAGGUCAAUGGGAGUAAAAAGGGGAGUCAUACAGAAGAUGCAUCUCGCUGUUGAUAGCAUUGGUGACUAACCCGGGUAGCAUACAGGGCAUACAAAU
Hypoxylon fragiforme is the source of this 2242-nucleotide messenger RNA. Its product is annotated as amino acid permease-domain-containing protein. Gene Ontology annotation, molecular function: L-amino acid transmembrane transporter activity. Gene Ontology annotation, biological process: amino acid transmembrane transport. Lineage: Eukaryota; Fungi; Ascomycota; Sordariomycetes; Xylariales; Hypoxylaceae. The transcript has 2 exons. Gene Ontology annotation, cellular component: membrane. The coding region runs from base 202 to 2049 and encodes 615 amino acids. The record is from RefSeq and is a predicted model, not a curated record.